Hipposideros armiger (great roundleaf bat) is the source of this 477-nucleotide messenger RNA. Its product is annotated as bombesin receptor-activated protein C6orf89-like. Bases 25 to 462 code for a protein of 145 amino acids. The transcript has 2 exons. Gene Ontology annotation, cellular component: nucleolus; Golgi membrane. Lineage: Eukaryota; Metazoa; Chordata; Mammalia; Chiroptera; Hipposideridae. The record is from RefSeq and is a predicted model, not a curated record.
CUCAGGGAUUUUGCACUGGAAGACAUGGAUCUUGCUGCCAAUGAGCUCAGCAUUUAUGACAAACUUGCAGAGACUGUUGAUUUGGUGAGACAGACAGGCCAUCAAUGUGGCAUGUCCGAGAAGGCGAUUGAAAAGUUUAUCAGACAGGUGCUGGAAAAGAAUGAACCCCUGAGGGGACCACCCCAGUAUCCUCUCCUUAUAGCUGUGUAUAAGGUCCUCGCAACCCUGGGAUUAAUCUUGUUUACUGCCUACUUUGUGAUUCAGCCUUUCAGCCCUUUACCACCUGAACCCGUGCUUUCCGGAGCCCACACCUGGCACUCACUUGUCCGUCACAUCCGGCUGAUGUCCCUGCCCAUGACCAAGAAGUACAUGGCAGAACCCAAGGGCGCUCCUUUGCAUGGGGGUGAUGAAGACAGAUGCUUUUCAGGUAGGGUGCUGCGUCUACUACUUAGGGAGCUGUAGCUUCUUGACAGCAUA